AUGCCGGUCAGCGUUUUUGAAAGUUUGAAAAGUCGUUUUAUUGGAGGUGGACAAGAUGCAAAAGACCACAUGCAGAUUGGGCUAACAAGGAUUAUGAAGAAGUCGGAAGAUGAGAAAUGUCUAGUUAAUCAUGACUCCCUCAACGGUAGUAUCGCACACUAUGACGACGCUGAUGAGGUGGAAAAAGAGAAAAAAAAGUUCCGGCUACCACAGUGUGGUACAAGCAAACGUUAUAUUUUAUCUAUUCUCAGCUCUAUUGGUUUUUGUAUAUCAUUUGGUAUUCGAUGCAACCUCGGUGUAGCAAUUGUAGAUAUGGUUAACAAUAAUACAGAUCACAUCCAUGGAAAGACCCAUUUACAUAUACGUGAAUUUGAUUGGAGUCCUAAUAUAGUGGGGUUGAUGCACGGUUCUUUCUUCUGGGGUUAUAUCGUCACUCAAAUACCCGGCGGUUAUUUAGCAUCCAGAUUUCCAGCUAAUCGGAUAUUUGGUAUAGCAAUCUGCACAACAUCCUUUUUAAAUUUAUUAAUACCCACGGCGUGUAGAGUGCACUGGGGUUUUGUUAUUGCUGUGCGUAUAGUGCAGGGUCUGGUCGAGGGCGUUACCUACCCAGCCGCCCACGGCAUGUGGAGCAAAUGGGCACCGCCGUUAGAGAGAAGUCGAUUGGUUACCUUGUCGUUCUCCGGCUCGUACGCCGGCGCUGUGAUUGGCAUGCCGGUAUCUGGUUUGUUGACCGAUUACUUAGGGUGGCCUUCACCGUUCUAUCUUUACGGUGUCGUCGGAGUACUCUGGUCGAUAUCAUGGUUUUUCAUUAUUCACGAGACGCCGGCUACUCACCCUACUAUAACGGAAGCAGAACGAAUCCAUAUAGAGGAGAGCAUAGGAGAAUCCGCAUUUUUAUAUAAGGGUCAAAAGACUCCUUGGAAAAGUUUUUUUACGUCACUUCCCGUGUAUGCUAUCAUUGUGGCUAAUAUUUGCCGAAGUUGGACGUUCUAUUUACUUCUUACGAGUUCACCGUCUUAUUUUGAAGAAGUGUACGGCUAUGAUUUAUCUGCAGUUGGUGUAAUAUCUGCGUUACCACAUCUAAUUAUGACCAUCAUUGUGCCUCUUGGAGGGCAGCUGGCCGAUUACCUCAGAGGAAGGCAAAUAUUGACAACGACAAUAGUCAGAAAAAUUUUCAAUUGUGGAGGAUUUGGAAUGGAAGCCGUAUUUUUAAUAAUUGUUGGUUAUUCUACUGGUAAAGAAAUGGCUAUAAUUUGUUUAAUUAUUGCUGUUGGAUUUAGCGGAUUUGCAAUAUCAGGAUUUAAUGUAAACCAUUUAGAUAUCGCCCCUCGGUACGCCAGUAUAUUGAUGGGUUUAUCGAACGCGGCUGGCACGCUGUCUGGCAUGCUAUGCCCAAUCAUGGUAGGACAUUUAACACCAGAAGAGACACCAAAAGAAUGGUCCCGAGUUUAUUUAAUAUCAGCCAUGAUUCAUUUUGUCGGAGUAUUGUUUUAUGGAAUCUUUGCAUCGGGUGAGAAGCAGAAGUGGGCAGACCCGCAGUUGUUACCCGAUUCUACGGACCCAAAUUUAAGGCCAGGUUACGGCGCCAUUGACAAAGACACCGUGCAAUCACCAGGGGACGAUGUGCCAAGUGACGCUUACCCAUCUAAAAAAGAAGAAUUUAUACAACUGCCACAAGAUGGGUCGAAUCUUCGUAAAAACGUUGAAAAUGGGGGUUUUUAG
Messenger RNA from Saccoglossus kowalevskii, 1722 nucleotides. Its product is annotated as vesicular glutamate transporter 3-like. NCBI's taxonomy places the organism in Eukaryota, Metazoa, Hemichordata, Enteropneusta, Harrimaniidae. Gene Ontology annotation, cellular component: excitatory synapse; synaptic vesicle membrane. Gene Ontology annotation, biological process: regulation of synapse structure or activity; transmembrane transport; synaptic transmission, glutamatergic. The record is from RefSeq and is a predicted model, not a curated record. Gene Ontology annotation, molecular function: L-glutamate transmembrane transporter activity; neurotransmitter transmembrane transporter activity.